CUCCCCCAGUUCACAAUGGCUCUCUGGAUCCGAUCACUGCCUCUUCUGGCCCUCCUUGUUUUUUCUGGCCCUGGGACCAGCUAUGCAGCUGCCAACCAGCACCUCUGUGGCUCCCACUUGGUGGAGGCUCUCUAUCUGGUGUGUGGAGAGCGUGGCUUCUUCUACUCCCCCAAAGCCCGACGGGAUGUCGAGCAGCCUCUAGUGAGCAGUCCCCUCCGUGGUGAGGCAGGAGUGCUGCCCUUCCAGCAGGAGGAAUACGAGAAGGUCAAGCGAGGGAUUGUUGAGCAAUGCUGCCAUAACACAUGCUCCCUCUACCAAUUGGAGAACUACUGCAACUAGCCAAGAGGCCAGCAACGGGCACAGACAUGCACUUACUCUAUCGCACCUUCAAAGCAUUUAAAUAAACUUUG
Molecule: messenger RNA, 410 nt
Organism: Phasianus colchicus (ring-necked pheasant)
Lineage: Eukaryota; Metazoa; Chordata; Aves; Galliformes; Phasianidae
Gene: INS
Product: insulin
Cellular component (GO): extracellular region
Molecular function (GO): hormone activity
Source: RefSeq, a predicted model, not a curated record